AUGUUGCUGAACCUACAUCCCCAUAAUGUGAUCGCGGUGGGUGUGAUACUCCCCACAUUGGCCUCGAUCGCAGUUGGUCUGCGAUUCUAUGCUCGACACCGAAUACGAGUGGCUCUCAGAGAGGAUGACUGGACUAUGCUAGCCUCGAUCCUCUUGGUAUGGGGCUUGGGGAUAACCAAUAUUGCCGGCGCUGCGCUCGGAGCGUUAGGCGCCCAUUCAAAACCAGCUGAACUCGAUGCGCCUCAUGAUAAUACGAUUACCCGAACUCGCGCGGAUAUAAUCGUGGAAGAGAUUGUCCUCGGAUAUAGCAUAGUUGAGAAGAUCACGUUCGGAGUGAUUAAGAUCAGUGUGCUCAUGGCUUACCGGAGGAUCUUUCGAGGCAAGAUAUUCAACAUGGCCUCGCUGGGCAUGAUUAUCCUUUGCACACUGCUAGCACUUGCCUUUCUGAUUACAUCUGCCUUCCAAUGCCAUGUUCGAAACUGGAAGAUCUCCUGGUCCGGCUAUGCCAUCUCCGACGUGAUUACAGACUUGAUUCUUCUCUUCUUUCCCGUGCCAUUGGUGUGGAAGCUACAGCUCACCCUCUCGAAAAAGAUCAGCGUUUUGCUGGUCUUCUUGCUGGGUUCACUAUCCACAGCAGUCGGGAUCACAAGGAUGGUAACGAUACUAUACUUUACCUACGGUACCUCUGAUGGAUACCGGGACCUACUAGACACUAUUGCCACGGCCUUGAUCUGGAGUCUUGUAGAAGCCUCAGUGGCCAUCAUCGCAUCCUGCCUACCUUCUAUUCGCCCACUCAUCCAUAGAUCCUCGACCAGUUAUCACAAGAGUAAGCCGUCGGGCUCAAGCGUUCAGGUUUCGAGACCGAGAGCAUCACUGCUCCCGGCCAAGCCAGCCUUGGUUGAAUUCGAUGACAUUGAUGACCGUCAGCACCUAGCGUCUCGGUUAGAGGAGGGGAAAUGGUCACAACAAUAA
Messenger RNA from Penicillium atrosanguineum, 972 nucleotides. RefSeq lists its product as uncharacterized. Lineage: Eukaryota; Fungi; Ascomycota; Eurotiomycetes; Eurotiales; Aspergillaceae. The transcript has 5 exons. Bases 1 to 972 code for a protein of 323 amino acids. The record is from RefSeq and is a predicted model, not a curated record.